This is a messenger RNA of Trichomycterus rosablanca, 1665 nucleotides long. RefSeq names its product pyridoxal (pyridoxine, vitamin B6) phosphatase (gene pdxp). The transcript has 2 exons. Gene Ontology annotation, molecular function: phosphatase activity. NCBI's taxonomy places the organism in Eukaryota, Metazoa, Chordata, Actinopteri, Siluriformes, Trichomycteridae. The record is from RefSeq and is a predicted model, not a curated record. Bases 104 to 1033 code for a protein of 309 amino acids.
CAGGUGCGCUGCAGCUUAUUAAAAUACGAAUUGACGCAAUUCCCUGAGCGGUGCAAUCAUAGGAGCGCAGGCGAGCUCGCUGCAGCAUCACAGAUCGAUCAGGAUGGCCGGAGCCACAGUGAUGAGCGGCGACUGUCAGAAAAUCGGCGGCGCUCAGCUGCGGGAUUUACUCGAGUCCACACGCAGCGUGCUGUUCGACUGUGACGGCGUGAUCUGGAACGGAGAGACCGCGGUCACUGGCGCUCCCGAGGCCGUUCGUGCGCUUAAACAGCGGGGCAAGCGGGUGUUCUUCGUUACCAAUAACUGUACCAGGCCGCGCCAGAGCUACGUGCAGAAGUUCGCGCGCCUCGGGUUCGCCGAUGUAGCCGAACAGGAGAUCUUCAGCUCGGCCUACUGCUCCGCCUCGUACCUGCGUGAUGUGGCCGGCAUCACGGGGAAAGUGUUCGCCAUCGGCUGCCCCGGUGUGCACGAGGAGCUGCAGCAUGCCGGUAUUUCCGUGGUUCAGGACGAAGACGAUGGACCUGACGUCAACAUUUCCAACUGCGCACUGGAUCCAGAUGUGCGCGCUGUGCUCGUGGGCUACGACGAGAAGUUUAGCUUCAUCAAGUUGGCCAAAGCCUGCUGCUACUUGCGGGACUUGAGCUGUCUGUUUCUGGCCACUGAUCCUGACCCCUGGCACCCACUGCGAGGGGGCAGAAUCACACCAGGUUCUGGAAGUCUCACUGCAGCUUUGGAGACGGCCAGCAGCCGGAAGGCCACAGUGAUUGGCAAGCCGAGCCGCUUCAUGUUUGAGUGCAUCGCGAGCCAGUUCGAUUUAGACCCAGCUAGCGCUUUGAUGGUGGGAGAUCGUUUAGAGACUGAUAUAGUCUUUGGUGUCAACUGUGGCCUCUCCACAGUGCUCACGCUGACGGGAGUCUCAACCAUGGAGCAGGCACAGGAGUACAAGGACAGUAACUUGCCUGAAAAGAAAGACUUUGUGCCUGAUUAUGUGGUGGAAAGCAUUGCAGAUUUCUGGGAGGCUUUAGAGGAGUAAAAAGAUUGGACAGGGUGUUUAUAAACUCUGACAAGCCUCCCUGAGUGCACAAGAAACUACACAUUACUGUAUGUCCAGUCUAAAAUCCCAGGGCUGUUGCUCAUGGGUGUUCAGUAUAUUAUGUGUCAUCAUAGUUCAGGUAUGGGCAUAGUUCGGGUAACUCAUCAUUUGUGUAUUUGAUGACAUAAAGUGUAACACCAUGGGCUAAUGAAACACCACAACUUUACCAGUUGAGGGACAUUCGGAGGAUGGUCAUGCACAGUUGUGUAACAAAUACUGGGAGUUCCAGGGAAAGUACUGUUCAUCAAACAUUGCCAAGCUGUAGUUGUUAGAAAAAAUGGCAGAUGUGUUCUUUAGGGCGAUAAAGAAAUGGCAUGCCAUGCACUUAUAAAAAAACAAACUGUAUAUUUGUUGAUAACUUGUGUCUAUUGUGUACUAUUUUCACCAAAAUCAUAUUGCCCACUAAGGAAUUGCUCAUUCAAAAUCAAACUACUGAAGUGUAACUUUUUCCAAAGAAUGUAUUGUACACAAUGGAAAUGGAAGAACCAUGUGACAUUGCUAAGUCCCCAUUAACACACACACCAUGUCACCACUAUGACAUAGCUGCUCUGCCAUGCAUGGUUUAUAUUCCU